AUGGGUAAACGAUCUCAUACUCUCUUUCCAGGAUUGCAAACCAAGAGAGAUAUGCAGAAUACAAAGCGACUCUAUAUUGCAAGGAAGAAUGUUCUCACCGUACUGCAGUAUGGCAAAGUGAUGCCGUUCAACUGGAAUACAUCAGGAUUCAGGUGUUUCUACUGCGGGAAAGUUAUGAGGGAUUGUAUUACACUCCGUGAGCACACAGAAUCGAAACACGAUUUAGUAGACCUGGAAAAUUGUAUACCAAAGAAAAUAAUAACGAAAGAUGUCCCCGUUAAAAUUGAUGUCACCAAUAUAUCUUGCAAACUGUGUCCAAAUAAUACACUGAAUAAUCUUGAAGAACUUAUAUCGCAUAUAACAGCAGUACAUGAAGAAGAAUAUGACGAUACAGCAGGAGUUUGCUUCUUCCCCUUCAAUCUAAAGAAAGACAUUAUGCAUUGCGUAAUCUGUGACACUGAAUUUGACAAUUUCACCUCUUUAAUGCGACAUAUGAACAAGGAACAUAUCACGCAUGAAUAUAUUUGUCAAGUUUGCGGAUUGAGUUUCAUUGACAGUAUACGCCUUAAGCGUCACAUUACCCAUUGUCAUGUUGGACAUCGUUGCAGCUUAUGCGGGAAACUCUUUGAGGCUUCUCAUAAAUUGGAUUGGCACAGACAGAGGAUCCAUGGUCAAGUCAAAACUCACGAAUGCAAUCUGUGCAGUGCGACAUUUGAUAAUAACUAUCAAGUGAAAGUGCAUAUGGGGAAAGCGCAUAAUGUAGAGAAAUAUAGGAUUAAAUGUGAUUAUUGCCCGAAGAUUUGCACGACGAAAGGCGCUAUGGUGUUACAUGUGCAAAGUCUGCAUUCUGAUGUGCGUUAUGAAUGUGAUCUGUGCGAAUAUAAAACGGCUAUUAAAUGGAUGAUCAAACUCCACAGGAGGAAACAUUUUGGGGAGAAGAAUUACGCUUGUAGUAUUUGCGACAAAAAGUUUGGUAGAUCGAGCAAUUUGCGUGCGCAUAUGAAAGUACAUACAGGCCAGAACGGGCGUGUGUGUAGACGGUGUCAUAAAGGAUUUACCGAUUUUGAGGCGCUAAGAGAACCUAGAGGUGGCCAGAAAUCAACGAAAUCAAAGAACACACAAAAAAUAGACAAGGCAGAAGAGAGCGAGACAGUUGUAGACACCACAAGGAAAUCGCCACUGACAUCAAAGGAGAAACAGAAAAUAAUGAGAUUGAACGUGAUUCAAGUAUUAAUAAAGACAACAGUAAUGCCGUUUCGUUGGUUAAAGAGUUCCUAUAGGUGCUUCUAUUGUUACGACAUAUUUCAAGAAGUAAAUGAACUCAAAAACCAUCAGCAAACGCACACCGGUGACGAGAUAAAGGAGCAAACGAUGAACAACUAUUGGGAGCCUAUAGUAUACGUUGAUAUAUCAAAUUUAUCCUGCAAACUGUGUCCUGAUACUAUAACUGACUUAUAUGACGUAAUAGAUCAUUUAGUCGAUAAGCAUAAUGUCGUUUAUAAUAAAGAUAUAGGGAUAUGCAUGGUAGCAUUCAAAUUAGGUAAUCUCUCAGUCGAUUGUUUAGCGUGCGGCGCUACUUUUUACACUUUCGGGCCUUUACUUCACCAUACAAACAAAGACCAUAAAGGCACCUCGGCAAUACUUUGCGAUGUCUGCGGGCAGCAUUUCAAAGAUGCCCAUCUUUUGCGUCUUCACGUGAAAUCUGUACAUGAGAACACAGGGUUACUUUGUCCGGAGUGUGGCGAGAAAUUUGAAACUAGAUCAAAGUUAAGAACCCAUCAGAAGAACCAGCACGAUAUGAACAGUAAACAUAAAUGUUUGGUGUGCUCCCAAACGUUCUCAAGUCAUUACAUGAGGUCUAGGCAUAUGGCUGCUGAACACAAGAACCGCGAGGAAGUGAAGUGCUUGCACUGUCCGAAGACGUUUGUCUUUCGGAGCAUGAUGAUGACUCAUGUACGCGAUACACAUUUAAAAGUGAGGAAUCACGUUUGUGGAGUGUGUGGUUGGAAGGCUUUUAACAGUCAUCGCCUCAAGAACCACAUGUACAAACACAGUGGCGAGAAGAACUUCAAAUGCGAGGCUUGUGGGAAAGCGUUUACAACUAAAAAGAUUAUGCGGGCUCAUUACCUGCGCAUGCAUAAAAAUACACAACCUCAAGCGAUUGUAUAUGAAAAUUCGAUAAAUCCUUACGUUGCACCUUAG
This is a messenger RNA of Achroia grisella, 2202 nucleotides long. RefSeq names its product zinc finger protein 91-like. The transcript is spliced from 2 exons. Gene Ontology annotation, molecular function: DNA-binding transcription factor activity; RNA polymerase II cis-regulatory region sequence-specific DNA binding. Bases 1 to 2202 code for a protein of 733 amino acids. Gene Ontology annotation, biological process: regulation of transcription by RNA polymerase II. NCBI's taxonomy places the organism in Eukaryota, Metazoa, Arthropoda, Insecta, Lepidoptera, Pyralidae. The record is from RefSeq and is a predicted model, not a curated record.